UGUCCAGCCUUGUCGCACAGUGCCUCAGUGUACUCCGUGUUCUUGUUUUUUUUUUUUUCUCUUAGUGGGCUGAGUUUAUAUGUUGUGAUCAUGCCAGACUUCUUGUUGGGAGAGGAGCAGGUCAAGUUCAGACGUGUCCGUCAGUAGCGUGGCCUCAAAAAUAAACGUACUGUAAACUUUACACCAGCAUUCAUCUGCUGUUUCCAUUUUCAUAAUCCUCCGGUUUCUUCGGCUGGCUGUCAUGUGCCGCUGACUGAUUCCUGAGACAGAGCAUGUCAAGCUAGCUACCCGGACUCAAACAUGGAGGGACCCGAAACAGACGGAAAACACUCAGAGGGCUGUUUCGACAGGAGCUUCUCAGCUCUCACCGUGGACGAUGUCUAUGAAAUAGCCAAACUGAUCGGCACCGAGGUAGAGAAACUCAUCGACGGCUGCGGCAAAGACAGCGUGGUGGGUCUGGUACCUAAGAUAGUGAAAGUGCUGGAGCUGCUGGAGAGCUUCGCAUCGAGGAACCAUGCUCACAAACUGAAGGAAGAAGAGCUGCUUAAGACCUUCGAGACGAUACAGCUGCAGCAGCAGAAGAAACGUGCAGGGAAAGAAAGCGAGGAGGGCAACGAUAAACAUGACAUACUGCAGGAGCUGCAGCAGAAGGAGCAGCAGUGGAAAAGGAGGUGUGAGGAGCUCCAGGUACAGGUACAGCAGCUCCAGGAGGACAGAGAGGAGCUGCAGUGCAGGCUGAAGGGCAGUCAUGCACAUGAAGACCGUGUCCAGCGGCAGGAGCGAGAGGUGAUGCUGAAGCUAAAGGAGGUGGUGGACAAGCAGAGAGAUGAACUGAGGGCAAAAGUUCAAGAGAUUACCACCAUCUCCAAAGAGGUGGAGGCGCUCCAGGAGCAGUUGGAGCGCUUCAUGAAGAUGAACGCAGAGCUGCGACACAAACAGAACGUGCUGCAGGCUCAGCUGAAGAGCACGGUGGAGAGGAAGGCUGAUAUGGAGGCCGACCUGAAGGAGAAAAACAAAGAGAUCGAAAACCUCCUCGCACAGCUCGACAAAACCAACAGCAACCCUUCAAACAGCCAAGCUACUCGUAUGUCAGCUAAAAGGCAAACAGUUGACCAGAAGGAUCCUGAUCAGCCGUGCUUCACAAAGAAGGAGGUUCGCGAUAUCCUGUUUGAGAGGAAUGAGCUCAAAACCAACCUGUUCCUGGUGCAGGAGGAGCUCAACUACUAUCAGAGGGAGAUCCUGAAUGAAGAAAGAUGCCCAGGUUUCCUGUUAGAAGCCGUCCGCUCGGCCAUAAAUAAGAGGAGAAAGCUCAUUAAAGCGAAAAUGCUUGGGAUUCCUGUGAACGAAUGCGAGAGCAGUGACGAGGAUGAGAGGAGUUCUUUGUUUGGGCAGACACAAGCAAAUGGCACAGAAGUUGAUGGCACUGAUAAACCAGCUGAGUCACGCAUUCAAAACCUCUUUGGCUUCCUGACGCGGUCAGGCAGCAGCCGAAGCCCCACCCACUUGAGAAACUCCUCCUCCACCUGGGAGAUCAUAGAGGACUCUGAGGCCUCUAAUGAGAUGGAGCACCAUGCGUCUCUGUGAGCUGAGCGGUACCGACAACAGAGAGUCAACAGACAGCCUUCUCCCUACGGUUACAGUGUUUUUGUGACUCAGGACAAACCACGACAAAGACAUUUGAAUGCAGCCCUGAUGUGUGACACAGAGGCACUGUGUAAGUGUGAGGAAAGAGAAAGUGUGAACAUUUUUAAACAAACUCCUGAGAUUUGUUUUUGAUUGUUUUGUUCAUUCUUACUUUUCCUUUUUUCUCGUCACUUAUGCACAAAGUCCUUGUAUUUUGUCAUGGCAGUGCUAAAACAGUACAUGUACAUAUUGGAGUAUUUACAGUAUUUAAAGGCAUUCUUCAAAUCAGGUACAGUCAUCAUAAUAGUCAUUAUUUACAUACAGUCUAUUUAUAUAGAUCCAUAAACAGAUUUAGCAAAAACCAAAGACAAACAUCAGAAAAGUUUAUAUUCUGAGAGAAAAAACUAUCCCCUCUUUUCAAAAUUUGAAAUGAUAUUUGAGGUUCAGCUCUGCUCCACUAGAGGGUGUUUAUUUUAUAACUUUAAACAAGAUUUUAUCCCAAUCUGGUUUAUGAAUCUUUUACCUCAGUAUAGUGGUGUUUUAAAACCAUUUUAUGUAUUUUUCUUAAUUGAAAGCACUUUUAUGCUCAAGGACAGGAGAAGAACUUUGUCUUAGCGGUCUCUUCCAGCAGUGUUUGCAUUGUAACCCCCUGAGCCUUAACUCACUUGUGUGUUGUUUAAAAAAGACUUAAAUUUGCAGCAACUGAACAAAGUUGAUGCCUUUUGCUGGUUUUAUUUGAAACACUGCAAAAACUCUCAUCUAAGCAAGGCUAUUUGCCUGAUUUCUAGUAAAAAUGACUUAUACUUACUUAGAAUCACAGUUAUCUGAAAAGGUCUGUUAAAAUAUUCUUUAGAAUUUGAAAGAAUAUUUAGUUGGAAUUGCUCACAGUAAUUAAACAUUUUUUUCUGCAAUUGAGGCUGCCAAGAUUUAUCACAUUAAUUAACUCUAAACUAAAAUUAGUGCACCAAUUUUUUUUUGCGCAAUUAAUUGCAUGCUUUAAUGUCCCUUUCAAUACACAUUAGUUAAGCCACUACACCGUCUCCCUGCAGCCACAGUGAAGCAACUCUGUAUCCAAACUGUAGAUAAAAAGGGUGUGAUCAAUCGCAGUUAACUACAAAAAUCCUGGAAUUUCUCAUUGGAUGUCUUGAAAUGUUAUGUACCAACCAAAGAGUGAGUUCAUAACAUUUCUCAAACACAAGAAAAAAAUCAUUGUAAAUAGGGCUAAAUGAUUAAAAAAAAACAUGAACUGUUGUGUUGAAGGGAAUGAUCAGGUCAUUUCUCAUUUUUCAUUGGAAAAACAUACAAAAAAGGAGCGUAUGAUUUUUUGCAAACUAUUCUAGAAAAACUUGACAGUUGAAUGUUUGCAUAAUGUGUAAAGCAUAACAUCUGUGCUGCAAAAAAAUGGUAUUUUCAUACAGAUGUCAGGUUAAAAUAUUGCACCUUCUGUGAUACACAUAUUGGGAUAUAAUCUAAAUUUCGAUUAAUUGCCUAGUCCUACUUUUUACAAGCAAAUGAGGCAUUUAGGCUUGUUUGUUGAGUGUAGCUUAAAAUAAGCGUAAUUGUAUAUUUUGAUUGAAAAUAAAACAAAAAAAAAGUUGUUUAGAUUUGAGAUUUUGCAGUGUUAUGGUGCCAUGAGCUAACAGUAUGUGAGGACACAGUGGUCAGCUUUUGCAAAAAUGUUACUUUCUUGUUGAAAUUAAAAAUGAUUCUUCAUUUUUUUUAUCCUCUUCCUCCAUAAGCUGACACGUCACCAUGAAGCAAUCACAUUAGCUUUGUAACACUACAGCACUGAGACAAUGACAGGCCAGUGGUUUUGUAUUUACUGAAUGAUAAUGUCUGAGCUUACAAUCAUAUUGUCCUAGAAUACUGUGUUCAUGUUUUAUUUUUGUAGCCAUGUUUUAUGAGAGUCUUUGCUGCCGAACAUGUAUUUAAGAUGUCAGUUGCCAUACAAGUGCAUUUUAGUGAUUGAAUAUGAAAAAAAUUCUACGAAAAGAUUCAAUAAAAUCCAUUAAAUACCAAUGUGUAUUAAAAUCA
Cheilinus undulatus (humphead wrasse) is the source of this 3657-nucleotide messenger RNA. RefSeq names its product Rab interacting lysosomal protein. NCBI's taxonomy places the organism in Eukaryota, Metazoa, Chordata, Actinopteri, Labriformes, Labridae. The transcript has 8 exons. Gene Ontology annotation, molecular function: protein dimerization activity. Gene Ontology annotation, biological process: cilium assembly. The record is from RefSeq and is a predicted model, not a curated record. Bases 301 to 1584 code for a protein of 427 amino acids. Gene Ontology annotation, cellular component: ciliary basal body; cytoplasm.